AUGUUUCGAACUGCUUUGAAGGCUUCCAACCCGCUAAGGGCGAAUUUUCAUCAUGUGCCAAUCUUGCGGUCUGAUUCCAAUGCGACGGCGCCCACUUCAGACAAAACUCCGGUUGGUGCAGCCGAUAAUGCGGAAACACCUGCCCAGGACCAAUUGAAGCCAGCGGCAAGAGAGAAGGAGACGAUAAUCGAUGCAGCGCCAGUUGCAGACGAAUCUUCCUCAGAUCCGCCUCCUAGUGAUACACCACGCGCGAAGCAAGCCACCAAGGCCAAGAAUAAGCCGCCGAAGAAGAAGAAGAAGAAGGGAACACCAGCAGCCGGUCCUGCUCCGAAAAGGGUACCCGGACCGGCCAGACCAGCGCAGAAGCCAGUUGCGAAGGCCAAUUCUUCGGAGAACAAUGCGGAAACAGUCUCUACUCCUCAUGACUCUCGUCGUGGGAUCCAAAAAGUAACUGAUAUUUUGAGAAGGAAAGGUGCCGAGAAGGGUUACGAUGAUAGGCAGAAUGGGGUCAUUGGAGCAAAGGAUCAAGAGCUCACAGCUCUCGAUUUGCCAGAAUUCCCUACAGCUCCCGUACCCGGUUUGGCCUACGGUCUUGACCGGGUGCUUUUCAAUCCUGGUGUUUACCACCUGCGUGAUCCGAGAUCUCGAGUAUAUAACUUUGACCCAUAUCUUGGCUCGAUUAUGCCUGUUGACGAAUUUGACUUCGAUCUUCUAAAAGAAUAUAUUACCUCGUCAAAAGACAAGACCCUCAAGGACCUGGCAGUCCAAGUCGAUAAGAAGUACCGAGGAUCUUCUUCCAGUAUGACUGCAGUUCUUGCUCACUUCCAUUUCCUCUUAUCGGCUUGGCGACCUGUCGACACCCGGAUGCUCUCGCAGGGUUUCCAAGAGAACCUGCGCUCCUUUGCUAGGUUCCUUCGUGCCCCAGCGGCUGUAUUCCUUCAUUACAAAGACGGAAAAUAUGCCGUUGAUGCAGACAAGGAAUAUGAUACUGGAAACAUCCUCAUGGAACUUGGGAAGUCCAUGGAGAAGCUUCUUACCAUGCCCAAAGAGGAGUUUGAGAGGUACCGCCGGUCUCACAAAAACAAAGUGUCCGCCGAGGAGGAGGAAGCCAUUCCUGAAUCAUACCACUACUCUACAAUUGGCAACUUUGCCAUGCGAUCCCAAUUAGAUGCCUAUGAUCCUCGACUUCCAGGAACAGGCAUGUUCGAUUUGAAGACGCGUGCGGUAAGCUCGAUUCGCGCCGAUGCCAGGAACUUCGAGCACGGCCUCGGCUACGAGAUCCGAAGCCAAUUCGGCCUAUACGAGUCUUAUGAGCGGGAAUACUUCGAUAUGAUCCGCGCCGCCUUCCUUAAAUACUCCCUGCAAGUGCGGAUCGGUCGUAUGAACGGCAUCUUUGUCGCACACCACAACAUCGAGCGCAUCUUCGGCUUCCAAUACAUCAGCUUGUCCGAGAUGGACCUUGCUCUGCACGGACAAGCAGACACCAGCCUCGGCGACAGAGAAUUCCAGCUCAGCAUGGACCUCUGGAGCAAGGUCAUGGACAAGGCCACGGCGCGAUUCCCCGAACAGACGCUGCGCCUCCACUUUGAAACGCGUCCUGCCAAGCCAGACUUCAUGUACAUUUUCGCUGAGCCUGUCACUGACGCGCAGAUCGAAGAAAUCCAACGCAAGAGCAAGACCGAGCUCGAGGCGUACCGGAAGCGUAUCCUGAACAUCGAAUCAUCUAAAUCUGAUCAGAAAUCUACCGCACCUGCUCCUCCCAAGCCGUCCGACUCAGAGUCAGAUGAAAUGGAGGAAUGGGACGAGAUGGCGACUGCUGCCCAGCCCGAGCCUAAGAACACCGAUGCAAAUGGCCCGGUAUACGGAAUGGUCUUGUCCAUUCAGAAUGUCGUAAAUGGCAUUCAUCUUGAGCGACCGAACCUUCUCAGAGAGAAAGAUACUUGGGACGUCGAGUACGAACUCUGUGACAUGGUUGACAGCCAUGCCCGCUCAGUAUACAAGGAGGUUCGUGAACGUCGACGCAAGGACCUCGACAAAGGCGAGACCGAUGCCGUGGCGGCGAACGCGUUCCAUAACUCCCGCCUUCGGGCGAUUGCGAAGAAGGGACAAGAGUUCCGCAAGAUUCAAGACAUGCUUGAUGAGAAGGAGGGUAUCAUUGUUUUCGAGUCUCUCUCUAAUAAGAAGGAUUGA
Molecule: messenger RNA, 2190 nt
Organism: Penicillium chermesinum
Lineage: Eukaryota; Fungi; Ascomycota; Eurotiomycetes; Eurotiales; Aspergillaceae
Product: Pet127 family protein
Exons: 4
Coding region: 1-2190 (729 amino acids)
Biological process (GO): mitochondrial RNA 5'-end processing
Cellular component (GO): mitochondrial envelope; mitochondrion
Source: RefSeq, a predicted model, not a curated record